AGAGGGAGAGAGAGAGACCACCAACAUCAACACCAUCACCACCGUGCAGGAAAAGAAAAGCGGCUGCCCCCUCAGAGACCAUCCCCGACGCCCACACUUCCGGACUGGAGCCUCUGGAGGCAGCUGUGUCGGGAUGCAUCCGUCUCCCGGUGCUGCUUGAGAUGAGGAUAAGACGACGACGUCUUCCCCGGUGAAACGGCGAUGCUCUCUACGUUACAUUAGACCCUGCCCGUUACAACCUGAGCAGAACCGAUCAAGAUCGCCGCGGCUGUGCGCUCUACACUCAAGAGGGGAUCCAGGCUUUGGCCAUACUGUCUGUCUGCUGUCAACUGUUGCUUAUUUCCACUGUAAAUGAAUCUUGUAAGGUUUAUGAACAACCGUGUUCCUCCUAACAAGAGAUACCAGCCCACAGAAUAUGAGCAUGCUGCCAACUGUGCCACGCAUGCGUUAUGGAUAAUCCCCAGCCUGCUGGGCAGCUCAGUGUUGCACUUCCAGUCGGAGGAUCAAUGGGAGCGACUGUCGGCCUGGGUGUACGGGGCGGGUCUCAGCUCGCUCUUCAUCAUCUCAACCCUAUUCCACACUGUGGCCUGGAAGAAGAGCCACUUACGGUCUGUGGAGCACUGUUUCCACAUGUGUGACAGGAUGGUGAUCUAUUUCUUCAUUGCUGCCUCCUACGCCCCGUGGCUGAACCUGCGGGAGCUCGGUCCCUGGGCGUGUCACAUGCGCUGGUUGGUGUGGGUCAUGGCCUCUUUUGGAACCACCUACGUGUUCUUCUUCCAUGAGAGGUAUAAGAUCAUGGAGUUGAUCUGCUACACGGUGAUGGGAGUUUUUCCUGCCUUGGUGAUCCUCUCAAUGCCGGAGCAGUCGGGAUUGUGUGAGCUGCUUGUGGGUGGAGCCUGCUACUGUCUGGGGAUGGUCUUCUUCAAAAGUGAUGGCAUUGUACCAUUCGCGCAUGCCAUUUGGCACCUGUUUGUAGCUAUGGGAGCAGCCAUACACUACUACGCCAUCUGGAAGUACCUCUAUGCCCAGCCACCCAAUCAGGUCCAGACCUCCAGAUGACAUCAGCACUGACCUCACAAGAAGUAGCUCCUGUGUUUGAGCAACUUCAAGGGGGUGAUGUGAGCUCUGUCCCAAUUCAGGGGCUGUCUCCUUUGUAGGCUGAACCUCUUCCCCAAAUAAGAUGGUGUAGCUUCACAGAAACAGAAACCAGUGGUGCAUUCAGGAGAUCCUCCUUAACCCAUAAAGUCAAACAAAUCCAUGUUCAUCACUGGGAAGUUGGACUCAAUCAGCCGGCAAAGUUAUAACAAGACUAAGAGUUCACAGUCAUGCUAGCAGAUCGAUGAGGCAGUACCAUCAACAUAUAAAAGAUGGACGUUGAGUCUCCACUUCCUGCCUUUGUACAAAAAUGAAGCCAAAAUAUUCCAAUUCACCCGUGUUGUGAUUCAGUGCCUGAGUCUUUAUAGCUUCAAAUAAUGAAUUAGAACCAAACUUAUCAGGAAAAAUUAACAUAUGAACAUACAUCAGUGUUAUAAGAACUACCUAAAAUGACAGAAACCAUCUUUGGAAAAACAUUUAUUUGACGUGUACUCCCAUCUGCUAACAUGAGGGGUCUAUGACCUACACUGCAACCAGCCACCAAGGGCAAGCGGGAUGUUUUGGCUUCACUUUUGGGGAGCAAUCAUGUCGUCCAUCUUUUAUAUGUGA
Messenger RNA from Morone saxatilis (striped sea-bass), 1704 nucleotides. RefSeq names its product monocyte to macrophage differentiation factor 2-like. NCBI's taxonomy places the organism in Eukaryota, Metazoa, Chordata, Actinopteri, Moronidae. Gene Ontology annotation, cellular component: membrane. Gene Ontology annotation, molecular function: pore-forming activity. The record is from RefSeq and is a predicted model, not a curated record. The coding region runs from base 352 to 1059 and encodes 235 amino acids. The transcript has 7 exons.